GGGAGACAACUCGUGAUGCUGUUGCAGUACACUGCGGCAAUCCGGAGAAGGUAGGAUAGGCUUAAGGGUUGUUAAACCCACUGGACGUGGGAACAUUGCACCUACCUCUGUCAUUUUUCUUCAGUAGGAUGCCGCCGACAGGGACGUCACUGACGAUGGCGAGGUUUAGUUUCAUCAUCGUCAUCCUCAUGUGUUUCCACGUACAUGAAGCACCUGCUGCUGUGCUUACCAAUGUUGACACCCGCUGUAACGUUGACAACGGUAUCGUGGCUGACAUGAGCAACUGUGGCAACUUCAUCGUGUGCCUUCAGGGUAGAGCUCGGCGGGUGAUCACGUGCUCUAAGGGACUACUCUACGACACCAAACUGCGCAUGUGCAAUCACAAAUACAAAGUGGACUGCGGAAGAAGACCGCCAAGCGCUGACGCCAAGGUCAACUGCUUCCUGAGCGACAUCAAGGUGACCAUCAAGGUGGAGAACCAGGUCAAGCCGCCAUACUUCACGUUCCGGACCACCGUGGAAGCCCCGAGACAACCGCUAGAGAACUUCCUGCUGAUGGCCGCCGGCAGAGACAGCCGGUUCAGGUUCGAAUCCAAGAUGAUCGACGAUUUCGGGAUGUUCGUGACAGCAAUCAACGGCGUGAGAGCGGAUCCCCUCGACGUCACCGCGUGGCUGCCAUUUGACAGACUCAACCGACAGCUUACAAUCAACAUCAGGGACUAUGUUCCCCAGGACAUGGAGACUAUCGUGUUCCGUUUCUACUCCUUCGCAGAGCCGGAUGACUGUAGCGGGUCUGGAUGCCGCACCCCUCGGGCCAGGCUAGUAGGCAACGGGUAGCCCCACCCUGUCCACAACAACAGUGUAAUGUGCACAUUGAAACUGGGAUUGCUUACGAAUGUGUAUAUUUACAAAACCAUUGGAACGUGUGACAGUAAGCUAGCGUUAUAUGCUCUGCAGUCAUAGUAUCUGUGCCAGCACAAAUUGCCGUUUUACUGGCUGGGGUUAUAUGAUUGAGGUUGGAUCACGUGGUAACGAUUUAAUCAGGUCACGUGGUAGUGGUUGGAUCAUGACGUACGGAUGGACCAUUUAUGCUCAGCUGGGUUACGUGGAAGCGCUUGGGUCACGUGACAGAGGUUGAAAAUAGGGUUUGGAUCACAUGAUGGGGGUAUGAUAACAGGGUUGGGUCACAUGACAUGUAGGAUGACAGGUUUUGGGUCACAUGGUAGAGGAUUGAUAACAGGGUUUGGGUCACAUGAUGGGGGUUGGAUAACAGGUUUGGGUCACAUCACAUGUUGGAUAACAGGGUUUGGAUCACAUGGAAGAGGAUGGAUAACAGGGUUUGGGUGACAUGAUGGGGGUUGGAUAACAGGUUUUGGGUCCCAUGAUGGAGGUUGGAUAACAGGGUUUGGGUCACAUUUAAGAGGGUGGAUAACAGGGUUUGGUGACAUGAUGUGGGUUGGAUAACAGGGAUUGGGUCACAUGAUGGGGUUUUGAUAACAGGGUUUGGGUCAUAUGGAAGAGGAUGGAUAACAGGGUUUGGAUCACGUGGCAGAUAUUGGAUAACCGGUUUUGGGUCCCUCUGUUGGGGUUAGAUAACAGGGUUUGGGUCACAUGGCAGAUAUUGGAUAACAGGUUUUGGGUCCCUCUGUUGGGGUUAGAUAACAUGGUUUGGAUCACAUGGCAGAUAUUGGAUAACAGGUUUUGGGUCCCUCUGUUGGGGUUAGAUAACAGGGUUUGGGUCACAUGGCAGAAAUUGGAUAUCAGGGUUUUGAUCACUCUGUCGGAGGUGGAUAUCAAAGAUUUCAGGGUUACGGUCGCGUGGUAGGGGUUGGGUCACACAUGGGUAUGGGCUCGAUGGCUGGUUAGCUUUAAUUCUGGCUUGAACAAUGUAGUGAAUUGUCCGUCCUUGAACCUAACCAGGCAUUAAUAGUUUAUUAUUUUCUGGAUAAUGCAAUAAAUAACCGAUAUUUUUAAUUUCUUAACACUGACUCAGUUUCCUAAUGUGCGAGACUCAUGGGUCAGUGCACUUGCGUUCCAGGGUAACUGGGGGUUGUUUGGUGGGUACCAGGAAGUACAAUUACUGACGCUCACUGUCUGUAAAGUUUCAUGUCCUUUGGAGUCUUUCGUAACUGUAUUCAGAGUGUUGUACAUGUAAAUGCUUAUACAGAUUAGUAGUAGCAGUAGUAGUAUAGUAGUAGUAGUAGUAGUAGUAGUAGUAGUAGUACGUAGUCGUAGAUAGACAAUGAAGUACUCCUCACAAAAUCUAUGGUGUACACUACUAGUACUACUACUACUACUACUACUAAUAAUAAUAUUACUACUACUACUUCUACUACUACUACUACUACUACUAUCAUCAGAUCUGCUUACAUUUAACUAACAAAUAUACACUAAAUAACAUUGAUUAAACAUAAUUUUCAUGUAAAGAUGUCUCAUGUUGUAUUUAGGGACAGGGAAAAUUGAACGAAAUAAAGGGAUACUCCUGCAUCUGGUCUCAGCCAUCUUCUCAAGCCUGGUGCGUGAUGGCGAUGUUGCAGAU
This is a messenger RNA of Haliotis rufescens (red abalone), 2538 nucleotides long. RefSeq lists its product as uncharacterized. Gene Ontology annotation, cellular component: extracellular region. Lineage: Eukaryota; Metazoa; Mollusca; Gastropoda; Lepetellida; Haliotidae. The transcript is spliced from 6 exons. Gene Ontology annotation, molecular function: chitin binding. The record is from RefSeq and is a predicted model, not a curated record. Bases 129 to 836 code for a protein of 235 amino acids.